ACAAUAUUCAUUCAUCACUGUGUGUGUGCGUGUUUUUUCUCUGCCUUCUCUUCCUUUUCCCCCAUCUUUCUUCUGUAAUCCUUACCCUUUUUAUGCGUGUGGUGGAGUUUGUGUACAGCUUCGGUGGUAGCGGAAUUGAUCGGGUGUUGGAAGUUGGAUCAGUAAGUUGGGUUAUGGAGAGUACAGUUUGACUGUGCAAAUCCUCAUGCUGAAUAAAUAAACUAGAAUUGAAGAUUUUGUGCUGCAGUAGCUUUAUCAGAGAAAAUGUUGGAGGCUCCAAAGUUUGCAGGACUUAUAGACUUAAAUGAGGACCUUGAUAAUUAUGGCCUCACUCAAAAUUUUUACCAUAAGCUUGGUGAAGGAUCAAACAUGUCAAUUGACAGUUACGGGAGCUUGCAGAUGAGUGAUGGUGGAGGUUCCGUUGCGAUGUCAGAUAACAGCAGUGUUGGAUCAAAUGGUUCCCACACUCGUAUUUUAAACCACCAGGGCCUCAAGCGUGUCCGCAAUAACUAUUCUGCGGUAGCUAGUGUAAACAGGGGGAGAGUUUCUCAAGGGUUGAGUGAUGAUGCCCUAGCUCAAGCUUUGAUGGAUCCUCGAUUUCCUACUGAUGGGCUUGAGAAUUAUGAUGAGUGGACGAUUGAUUUGAGGAAGCUGAAUAUGGGCCCAGCUUUUGCUCAAGGGGCUUUUGGGAAACUCUACAAGGGAACAUAUAAUGGUGAGGAUGUUGCUAUCAAGCUUCUAGAGAAGCCAGAAAAUGAUCUUGAGAGAGCUCAUUUGAUGGAGCAGGCAUUUCAGCAGGAAGUCAUGAUGUUGGCUAGGUUGAAGCAUCCAAAUAUAGUGCGUUUUAUUGGUGCAUGUCGUAAACCUAUGGUCUGGUGUAUUGUGACUGAAUAUGCAAAAGGGGGAUCAGUGCGUCAGUUUCUGGCCAGGCGACAAAAUCGAUCUGUGCCCUUGAAGUUAGCGGUGAAACAGGCUUUAGACGUGGCAAGGGGGAUGGAAUAUGUACAUGACCUGAAUCUGAUACACCGUGACCUGAAAUCUGACAAUCUACUCAUAGCUGCGGAUAGGUCAAUCAAGAUUGCCGAUUUUGGGGUUGCUCGUAUUGAGGUGCAGACUGAAGGAAUGACACCAGAGACUGGAACAUACCGCUGGAUGGCUCCGGAGAUGAUUCAGCAUCGACCUUACACCCACAAAGUUGAUGUUUAUAGUUUUGGCAUCGUUCUGUGGGAACUGUUAACAGGUAUGCUUCCGUUCCAGAAAAUGACCGCUGUGCAGGCAGCUUUUGCUGUAGUCAACAAAGGUGUUCGUCCAGCAAUCCCCAAUGAUUGUUUGCCUGUUCUAAGUGAAAUCAUGACCUGCUGCUGGGAUGCUAACCCUGAUAAUCGACCACCAUUCUCUCAGGUGGUCAGAAUGCUCGAAGUUGCAGAAACAGAGAUCAUGACAACUGUCAGAAAGGCCCGUUUUAGGUGCUGCAUGAGUCAACCUAUGACUACCGAUUAAUGUGGGAAGCGGAAACAAGCAGCAGUAAAAGCAGGGAUACAAAAUUUGGGAAGCCAAAAAAAACAGCUGAUUUUACCUCCUGUGUAUCUCUAUCAAGCAUAAUUUCUUUGUUCAGAUAGAAAAGGGAGUAAGUUAUAAGUACUUUUUGUUUCUUUGUUGUAUCCUUUUUUGUUCUCUUUGGAUUUAAGAUGCUGAUUAGUAGUAAUAGAGAGGGCCGAUGUGUAUCCCUACCCGUUGUUGUAAGUUUGAUAAAAAAAUAUAAUGCCCUCAAGAUCGUACUUUCUGAUC
This is a messenger RNA of Solanum dulcamara, 1788 nucleotides long. RefSeq names its product serine/threonine-protein kinase STY13-like. Gene Ontology annotation, biological process: signal transduction; protein phosphorylation. Gene Ontology annotation, cellular component: cytoplasm. The record is from RefSeq and is a predicted model, not a curated record. Gene Ontology annotation, molecular function: protein kinase activity; ATP binding. NCBI's taxonomy places the organism in Eukaryota, Viridiplantae, Streptophyta, Magnoliopsida, Solanales, Solanaceae. Bases 265 to 1500 code for a protein of 411 amino acids. The transcript is spliced from 3 exons.